Messenger RNA from Blepharisma stoltei, 201 nucleotides. The record is from the annotation of a GenBank genome assembly. Lineage: Eukaryota; Ciliophora; Heterotrichea; Heterotrichida; Blepharismidae.
AUGCAUUUGGCUUGUCAAAAAAAUUUGGAAACACCAAAACUCAGUGGUAAUGGCGGAUUAGGAUCUUUUAUGCCAUUGCCACUGAGUUUUGAUGUUGCCAAUUUUUUUUGACAAGCCAAAUGCAUCAUCGCAAAAGAACAAUUUUUUUUUAUUGCAUUUGGCUUGCCCAAAAAAUUUGGAAACACCAAAACUCAGUGGUAA